AUGGAUUGCGCGGCGGGGCCAUUACGACGGGCUGCAGGAGCCGCGGGAGAGGCCGGUUGUCGAGGGGAGUUGUUCACCGUCGCAAAGGGCAGGAGGGCGGGGACCCGCACGAGAGCGCCGGCGGGCGCCCUUCGAAGGAGGGCUUGGGGCGCGGCGAGGAGGCAGCGGAGCCAGGGAACAAUCUGGGGGGGGAUUGGGGACGCGAUGCUCACCGGCUGUAUUCAAGGGGCUGCGGGUGGAAAUGGGCUUGCGCAGGGCGGACAUCGCCGGGAGGGCUUUGCACGGGUCGGGAGCUCGCGAUGGAUCUCUAUCGGUGCGAGCUCCGGGGAUUCGCCGGCAACCGACGGCCAGCGCCGGCGCACGAGGGUCAGCAGAAAGUCGAAGAAGCGGGGCGCAAAUAAUGACACUUUCACCGCCAGCGGCGCGCCAAAAGGCCCCCCCGAAGUUCCAUGCACGGAAGAGCGUCCCGCAAGCGCCAGUCCCACAGCGGCGGGCGCGCAGUCGGCGGCGCCCAAGUCGGUAAGCAGAAAGGCACUGGUCAUUGACCCCCGCGGGGAUGCCGACAGGCCAACCGGCAUCAGGCCCGAGCUCCUGCGCUUCCUGCAGUCGUCCCUAGGCAUCAAUCCGGGCGACGCGGCGGACAUGGUCCGCAGGGCGAUCGACUGGUGGCGUGACGUGGGCAGCCAGCGCGAGGGGCGCCGGGCGUUACACCCGGGCGACUUCAACGAGCGUCACGCAGAGGCGUCACUCCUGUUCCUGGCUGGGCGCGGCGUGGCAGUGAAGGAUUUGAGGGGCAUCGUGAGCCGCUGCCCUGAGCUGCUGGACGCGGAUGUGAAGGACCUGUCGCCGUUGAUCGGCCUGCUGGAGGGACUGAAGAUCAAGGGGCGGGCAUUAGGCAAGGUGCUGGCAGGGCACCCGGAGGUGAUGCUGCAGGGCGACUGGCGGACGAUCGCCAAGGUGGUGGAGGUGCUGCGACGACUGGGUGUGCACGAGGACCAGGUGAGGCACACCGUGGCCGCCUUCCCGCCGCUUCUGUGCAUCCGGAUCGAGGACCUGAGGGACAACAGCUACGCGCUGGCGGACCUGAUCGUCAAGGAGGACGACCUGGUGCCGCUGGUGGCCAAGCACCCCAGCCUUCUCAACCACCCGAGGCAGGCGUUCGAGGCAGUCUGCAAGGCCCUGGCCCCAGGUGGCGUAGAAGAAGCCCAGGUCCGUGCGAUGAUCCAAAAAGAGCCACGGAUCCUGGUCAAGACUGUUGGGACGAUGGAGGCCAUCGUCAAGCACUUCCUUGAGGGUGGGCUCAGCAAGGUUGAGUUGGGUGCCUUGCUGUCGAAGGAUCCCAAGCUGCUGUUGUGCAGGUAUGCAACCAUCCAGUCAAAGACACACUUUCUCAUGCAUGUUGUGAAACGGCCCAUCAGCGACGUCAUGUCAUUCCCUGCGUACUACUACUAUUCAUUAUCCAGGAGAAUCGGCCCCAGGUUCAUGUUCCUUUCGCGGCGAAUGGAAAAGCCAGCUGUGGAUUCCCUGGGUCUGCAGGAUAUUCUGCAGUGUGACGAUGACACCUUUGCGGAGGAACUGGUGGGCGCUCUGUUCGAAGAGUACAAAGUGUUUCAGGCUCAGUGGCAGAGGCUGCAGGGUGCGCGCCUGCCCAUCAUCAGGGGACGCGAACCGAAGCACAGAAACGGCGGGGGCGCAAUUGAAGCGAUGGUUCGAAUGGAUCAGAAGAAAUUGUCUAUCUGA
This is a messenger RNA of Ostreobium quekettii, 1740 nucleotides long. The record is from the annotation of a GenBank genome assembly. Lineage: Eukaryota; Viridiplantae; Chlorophyta; Ulvophyceae; Bryopsidales; Ostreobiaceae.